This is a messenger RNA of Petromyzon marinus (sea lamprey), 12076 nucleotides long. RefSeq names its product SET domain containing 2, histone lysine methyltransferase (gene SETD2). Gene Ontology annotation, molecular function: histone H3K36 methyltransferase activity; protein dimerization activity. Gene Ontology annotation, cellular component: chromosome; nucleus. The record is from RefSeq and is a predicted model, not a curated record. Lineage: Eukaryota; Metazoa; Chordata; Hyperoartia; Petromyzontiformes; Petromyzontidae. Gene Ontology annotation, biological process: regulation of DNA-templated transcription.
GUGACGUCACGGGGUCCCGGAUGCCGCGCGCGCGCGUGCGCGAGCGCGCGAGCAGCUGGCGACCGCCGGGGCCUCGUGUGGCGCUGCAGCCCCCCCCCCCCAUCACCACCACCGCUGCGCUCUCUCCUCAAUUCCCUCGCUCGCCGUGCCCUUUCCACCAUACUUCACCGCAAUUGACCUCGAUAUCUCAGCCGCGCUUGUUUCUCGUUCUCACCGACGAAGAGGUUUGUUUUGGGGGGGGGGCGGGGAGGGAAGGGGGGUGGAGUGUAAUCGUUUCUUGGUUAAAGAGAGGGCCCUUCAAGCGACUCUGGGCGAGAGAGCGCGUGCGUGUGUGUGUGCGCGCUUUUAGAUUAAAAUAAAAAUUCCCUCUAAAUCAUUCAGAUGCUUUAUUAACAUUUUAAACAGACUGGAAUAUAUCACCGGCUUAUUUUAAAAGAAAAAUCGUCAGAAAUAUACGCGUGGCGGUCAUUGCGAUUCGGAGUCUGCGCUUUGUGUGCCGUGGCCUAGCUCAAGCCCGUGGAGCCCACGGUCUUGCCUAAAUUCCUCCCCGGCGUUGCGGUCGAGGAAAUCGGCAGGAGAGAGCGAGGAGGCUCGCGCGUGUUUGUUGGAGUUACUGGGAUAGUUCGGUCCACCAUGAGACGGCGCAGCAUGUGAGCCAACCCGGCCCGAGUCAUUUGCGUCCGGGAGAUGCCACGGAGCCGGGCCGGGAACCCUUCGCGCCGCCACAGCCACGGGGAAAGGAGCUCGGCCCCGACAUCCGAGCAGUAGGAGGCGCGGAGGCAACAUGGGGGACAUCUACGACCCCCUGAAUCCCACAGAAGAAGACGAUAUAGAGCUAUCUCCUGAGCCGACGCCAAGUGUGCCUGUACAGAGCAGACCGACACCCGGGCUUCAGGCAGCCAGCCUUCAAGCACCUCAAAGGACGGGUGCAGUGCGGAACUCCAAAAUUGACUUGAAAAACAAGAGCCGACAAAAGAUCUGCUUCAGCAUCGCGCCAAACAAGAUCCUGAAGCUGCGACCUCUCGCCAUCGCCAAUGAAGCUGAGAAUCUGUGGGAGGAGAAAAAUCUGAGCCUCUCGACUCAAGAGGGUUCUGACAUGAACGCACCAAGCACUUCAUCGCAAGCGCCCGCGGUGGGGAGCGAAGGGGACCUCCCGAGUCCUGAUGCUCAGUUGAGCCAAAGUUUUACACCUCCAAAAGAGUUCAAAAUUGAAUGGAACAAAAUGCAUUACAAGAAGGCGCACCUGAUUGGAAAUGUUGCCAGAUCAGUUGAUCAGAAACCUGAUGGUGCGAACGCUGGUGGCGUGGAUGUGAGUGGUGGUGACGAUGAGACUUCCAAAGCUGUCGUUAACACUGAAGCAGCCGAAACGGGUGAUAAACUUGUGCUGGCUGAAAUAUCUUCAGAUUCUGAAUUGACUCCAGUGCAGCCAGUGUCCAGUGUCGUCAUAGCAGCUGAGAUUAUAGUUAAGGACACUCCAGAUGCUACAGAAUUAACAUUAACCACGAAGGAAAGUAAUUCUCAACAGACUGGAAAUGCUCAGAAAAGCGGUCAAAUAAUAGAGGUUUUACAAAACAGUGAAAGGUGCAAAAUUGUUUCUUAUAGGAACAUCAAGGUUGAUGUACAAUCACAAAAGGUGAAACGGAAGGCCAGUCGAUGGGACAUACCAAAAGAUGCUGAAAAGCCUGUAGAACAGACCAUAGACAGUCCCUUAAAUAAAGAUGCUUUGAGCUCAAACGUUUUGGCACCAAAAACAUCUGACAGUUUAGUGGGAACUAUGCAGUCUUGUUUGCCCACCACUGUUGUAGACGCGAGCAUUAUUGACGAAAGUAAAGAAGCAGUGCUUGAUUCUGAGCCCGAACACAAGACAGCCAGCGUAGCUUCUGCAUGCUCGGAUGUGAUUUCUUCAUCGCAAUUUAAACAGCCUACGCAGGUUGACGUAAUUUCACAAGAAAUGUGUGUUUCGAUUGAGAAAAAUAAUGACACUUCACUAAAUCAACCUGUGCAAUUUCAGAUGAGUACAGAAAAUGAUGUUCCUCCUGAGCCGCACGUUAGUGUAACCGAGAGUCCAAAAUGCAAUGAAGAGGCCGAUGAUGAGAAAGAUAUGACAGAGUCUUGCUCAAGCCAUUCUCUCUCAGCCAGUAGAAUGUCCAGCCCUACAGGUUCUGUUCAAGCUGACCCCACGCUUCCUUCGGCUUGCAGCAUGGAUGACGAAAGCACGCACAAAUCUGAUACAGAGUCCGAUUCAGAAGAUGAAAGCGAUGGGGAGUACAGGUACCCCAGAGUGAAGCUGCAGUCAGUUGUCGUCGUUCCUGCAACCUCACUAGCAGCUGCUGCCGAAGGUGACGGUCGCACACUUUCAAUUGUGCAUCAGAGUGAUAGCAGUUCCAAAGACAGCAGUGACGUGGAUGAAAUGCACAAGACGUCCGAUAAGGUGACCGAAAGUGACUCUACAGAUGGGAGCGAGAGUCCGAAAUGCCAACCCACAAACGAUGAGGUUGCUGAACAUCACUUGGAUAGCAGCAAGGCAGACACUGAGCAGACUAGUGAAAACAAAGAAAUGCACGGUGUUGAUGUUGAGGAACUUCAGAAUAAGCAAGACAAGGGGACGUGUGAACCCGAUGAAAAUAAUGACACAGUCGAGAAGUCUCAAGAACAGGAUCAUGUUGAGUUAGAGAAAGAGAUAAAUAAGGAUGAUUUGGAAGAUACAGAGAUGGCUGACGCAUCUGAUGACGUUACAAAUGUUGAACAUACUUCCGUAAUUGAUUAUGAAAAAACCACAUCCAUAAUAGAUAAAGAGACUGUUCAUGUGAAUGAAAUUUCACCAACUCCAUGUGUUACCAAACAGACCUUAGAUGUGGAAAAUAAGGAGCUGGAUACACUAGAAGUGAACAUCUCAACACCAUCAGGUGAAAAUGGUUGUUCGACUCCAGCAGCAGAUGAAAAACAUGUUGGGCAAAGUACGGAGGUUGUAAUUGAAAGCGUUGAUACAUCUGGAAAUGAUCCUUCUGUUGUUAAAAGCGAAUCCAUUGAUAUUGUAGAUGAAGCACAAAUUGACCCUUUGCAAACGUCUAAUAUUGGUACCUUGAGUCAUCCUAUUAGUGAAAAAUGUCAGGAAAAUAAAGAUGAUUCCAAAAUUGUAAAAUCACAAACGCAAGAAGUUUGUAGUAAAGACGGCCUGGAAAUGCAGCACAAGUCUGUGUCAAAAUCUGACACGAAGUCUGAAAAACAAGAGACUUCCUGUAAAGUGUUAGGAACUGUAGAAAAAACAAAUGUGCAGGGUAGCUCAAAGGAAAGGUCAGAAAGAAGUGGCGAUGGGAAACAAGGGUCCAGAGACGUUUCCAGCAGGCAACGCAACUCACUUGAUAGGCAGCGAAAAUCACAGGAUCGUUCAUCUGGACAAAGCAAGGCACAAGAAAGUGUAAGCCAUCGAGGUAGCUCAAAAGAGAAGUCUGAUGCACAUCGAAGGUCAGACCGCAGUCGAUCGAGAGACUGCACGGAGCGGAGUAGAGAUCGCGUACGCAAACCUAGCCGAUCAAGAGAGCAUGCAAGCCGGCGCAGCAGAUCUCGAAAUCGAAUGGAAAAAAGAAGUAGAUCCAGGGAGCGAGCUAGCAGACGCAGUAGAUCGAGGAACCGCUCGGACCGAUCCAGAGAUCGGCAAGAGCGACGCAGUCGUUCCAAAGACCGUCCAGAGAGGCGCAGCCGAUCAAAGAAUCGGUCUGACAGAUUGAGGGAUUGGCCUGACAGGCGGAGCCGGUCAAGGGAUCGUUCAGACAGACGAAGCAGGUCCAGAGACCGUUUGGAUCGAAGAAGCAGGUCCAGGAAUCGGUCGGACAAAGUCAGGGAUGUGGUGGACAGGAGAAGUAGAUCCAGAGGCCGUGCUAGGAGGAGUCGGGAGCGCGUGGAAAGACGAAGCCGAUCUCGAGACCGUUCAGAUCGCCGAAGCCGCUCAAGAGACCGAACUGAGCGCUUGGACAAAAGAAGCCGUUCUCGAGAUCGUACUGACAGGCGGGGUCGGUUUAUUGAGCGGACAAGAGGACGUUCGAGAGAUCGCACUGACAGAAGAAGUCAUUCUCGUGAUCGUAAUCUCAGGGCACACUCGAAAGAACGAGGAGGGGGAGGAGGCAGAAGCCGAUCGAGGGACCGAAGUGAUAGGCACACCAGCUUUAGAUCCGAAAGAAGGCAAAGUCCCACACAUCAUGAGCCUAGUAAAACAUCAAGCCAAUCUUCACAGAAUCACUCAAGAGAUGCCCCUGAAAAACGCGACUCGGGAGACAAAUCAGGACACCCAACGUCAUCGUCAUGUUCUAAUUCCGCUGCAGAAAAUCGUCACAGUAGUCAUAAGACUUCGGAGAGUUCAAGUUCUAAGCAACAUUCAGCAAGCGGUGUGAGUGAUAGAAAAUCAAUGGAAGAAAAAUCAAGCAGUCACAUGACGACAAAACAAGAAGGCAGUUAUAAAACUCAGUCUUGGGUUCCAGAGAGUAGACAUGCUCCACACCAAGAACAAACUGGUGCCAAAACUAAUUCUGGGCCAGCUUUUGACACUCAGUCGGGUUUAUUGAAAAGCCAUGAAAGCAGCCAUCAACAGAUAAAUAACCCGACACAACAAGCUGGCAACAUGCUAAUGCAGCCAGAUAGGUGGAGUACAACCAAACCAAAUCAGGAUUUCUUUAUAAAUUCUCAGAAUGUGUGUCAGUACUCGGAGGUAGCCUAUCAAUUUAACACACCUUAUUGUCAGGCAGACUUUCCUGUAAAUCACAUUUCUCAAGAUGAGUUGUAUUACAACCAACAGUUGGGGUUGAACAUGAUUAACAUGCAUUUUCAGCAUGGACCUGGAAUGGCUGGAGGUAAUGCUUUACUUGCUGGUCAGGCUCAUCCCCAUCAAGGACCCAUGCCUUUUAAUCAACAAAUGUUGCACAGCGCACCAUCAAAUAACUUUGCACACAAGACGUUGCUCCCAAACCCUCGGGGUAACAAUUUAGAAGUUCCGUCCUUAAUUAAGGAAGUUCCUUCUUUAAUUAAGACCGAGAAACCCAACAGUGACCUGGAGUUGUCUUCCAAAAGAGACAAAAGUAAUGAAAAUGAGCAGGACUCCAAUAAACAGGAAAAUGAAAAUAAUUUUUCUCGCGACACAGCAAAAAAAGAGGUGAAAGAUGAGUCAAAAUUGCAGCAGGGCAAAACUCCAAAAACACGCCGGAGAAGAGUUAUCUCGGAUUCUGAAUCUGACAGUGAAACCGACUUUGGAGAUGCGAAACUAGACGGCACCACGGAUGGGGAGACCAAUAAGCAGACGGAGGUUUUUGAGGAGCUCAAUUGGCCAAUGGAGAAUUUUGAAGAUGCUGCCAAGUGGAAGGCGAUGGCAGCUGAAGGAAGAAUGCCUUCAUAUUUCGACAUUCUUGGAGAGAACCAUUAUCUGUCGGAAAGGAAAAAAUCUAAAUCUCAUCGAGACAUCAAGAAAAUGAAGUGUGAAUGUUCCAUGUCGGAGGAGGAGCGAGAACAGGGACUGGUUGCGUGCGGAGAGGACUGUCUGAAUCGCCUGCUCAUGAUCGAAUGCUCAUCGCGUUGUCCAACGGGAGAGUUGUGCACCAACCGGAGGUUUCAGAAGCGCGAGUAUGCUAAGGUGGAGGUCUUCAAGACGGACAAGAAAGGCUGGGGCCUUCGCACCUCCGUAGACCUACAAGCAGGCACCUUUGUUCUCGAGUACUGUGGUGAAGUGCUUGACUACAAGGAGUUCAAAACGAGGGCCAAAGAGUACGCGCGCAACAAGAACAUUCACUUCUACUUCAUGGCCUUGAAGAAUGAGGAGAUCAUAGACGCUACGCUGAAAGGAAAUUGUUCAAGGUUUAUGAAUCACAGCUGUGAUCCCAACUGUGAAACACAAAAGUGGACGGUGAACGGUCAGCUGAGAGUUGGCUUCUUUAGCAGGAGGUUAGUUCCUGCUGGCACGGAGUUGACCUUCGACUACCAGUUCCAGCGAUACGGGAAAGAGGCCCAGAAAUGCUUCUGUGGCUCCGCCAACUGCCGAGGGGUGCUUGGCGGGGAGAACCGCACAAGUGUGCGUUCAUCCGUGGGGAAGGGUCAGCGGGCAAAGGAGAAGGAUCGCGCGAGGAAAAAGGACUCUCUGGACGAGGAGCUGGAAAGCCUGCAGGAGAGCGGAGAGGGCCUGACUCACCAGCGGGAUGUGCUGUGCCUCUUGCGUCUCAUGGUGCGCACAGAAACCAUGGAACAACGCCACACCUGUUUACAGAUCCUGCAGAACACACAGUCACAAGCUUGCCUGAAGCACUUCCUGGAAUACCACGGGCUGCCACUUCUGUGGAGCUGGAUGGCGGAGGCAGGGGACAUCCGAGGCAUUUCCAGCACCAUCGCCAAGCUGCAGAUUGAGAUCAUCAAGACGUUGCAGCACCUUCCCAUUCCAAACCGCACUAUCCUGGAGAAGAGCAAAGUGCUGGGAGUCAUCGAGCGUUGGGCCAGCUGCAGCCCGGGCCUGGCACCUGCGGCGGAAGUGGACGGCUACUCAAGCGAGAACGCAUCUCAGGCCAUGAGCGCGCGCAACAGCCCGGCACCGCUCGAACUGAGUCGCUCGCAAGAGCUGCGCAAGACACUCGACGCCACUAGCAUCGCUGGCAGCCCUGUGCAGUCAGAGGCCGGCAGGGCAGCCGACGUGGUCAAGCCGACGGACCAAGGCCAGGGCAAGGCGCCCGACGGCAGCAAGGCGAUGGACGGCAGCCUCAAGACGCGGCUGUACCGGAGGCUGAAGCUGUUCAACGAGAGCAGCACAGACAGCGUGGCAUCCGACGUGAGCAAAGUGUCUGACGGAGAGGAGGAGCCGAAGGACGUGGCGGAGGUGGAGGUAGAGGUGAAAGGCCAAGAAGCUGUGGGAGGAGAGCCACAGGAAGAGAAGAUUGAGUCUGAUGAAAAGGAACCUAAAGAAGAACUUGAGCAAAAAGUUGAGGAAGUUGAGAAAGUUGAGAAUGAAGAAAUAAAAGUAAAGGAAGAGAAAGAGGAGGCUGAAACAUUGCAGCCAGAAGAACAGACAGAAGUGAAAGAAGUGAAGGAGGAGGUUGUGCCUGUUCCAGAAGAAGAGAAUGAAAAAGAAGAUGAAAAAAAUCCUGUCAAGAAGGAAGAGAUGAAGGAUCAAGGGGAGACUCUCAAGAUGGAGGUGGAGGUUGGUGAGGAAACUCCACCUCAGAUAGUUACUCCCUGCCAGGAGAAGGAACUGGCAGCCGUCGAGAACCCUGAAACAAGUGCGGCACCGGAACAGCCGUCAGAGAAGGAAGACUGUGCAGAGAAUGUGGACACUCUAGCGAUAGCACCAGUCAGGGAGAUUGGCUCGCACGAUGAAGAGGAAGCUGGCUCGGAUGUAGAGAGCGAGAGGAGUCAAGAGCCCGACCACCACAGCCCCGUUACCAUCGCCCAGCUGGCCGUCAAGCUGCUGCACAGCUGGAAGGACCUUAAGGAAGUGUAUAGGAUUCCCAAAAAGAGCAGACCGAAGUCGGACCAUGGUAGAAAAGCGCAUGGGAGAGAUGGAACCAGCAGCCGGGACCGAGAAAGCACAUCCCGAGAUUCAGGUGACAAGAGAUCGACUCCAAGAGAGCGGGACAGGGAGAAGCGUAAGGUUCAGACACCCUCCUCUUCCUACGACAAACUCGGAGUCAAGAGGCAGCACUCCGCAGAGAGGUACGACCCCGACCUUGGAACCCCUGCCAAGCGGAAGCCGCCGCCACCUCCGAACGGGCCCAAGCUCACGACGGAAGAGCGGCGCCGGCUAUUUGAGCAGCGGGCCGCCGAGGAGGAGGCCCAGAAGCAAGUGGUCUUCAUGCAGCAGCAGCAGGCGGCGGCGGCAGCGGCUAUGGCUGCCGCGGGCCUCUUCCAGCCGUGCGACACCAACUUCAUGACCUCGUACUCGCCCCAAGUGCAGCAGCAGCAGGCGUUCCAGCCCGGCUACGCUCACGGCUACGCGGUGCACCCUCACCUGGAGCAAAGCCAGCACGUCAACGCUCGCAAGGUGCUCCUCCCCACGCCCAGCCCCACGCAGGUGGACUCUGCGGGCAAUCCGGUCCUUGUGUGCUACGAGCAGGACCCCUCGGUGAUGCAGGUGGCUCAAGAUCCUAUGGACCUCACUCGAGUGGAAGCCCUGUCCCAGCCUCUCCCCGUUGUCAUGCAGCAGAUUCAGCAGCAGCAGCUUCAGCAGCUGCAGCAACAGCAACUGCAGCAGCAGCUCCUGCAACAACAGCUUCAACAGCAGCAGCAGCAGCAGCAAUACCCGAAUGCGCAGGACACGGCCACGUUGCUGGCCAUGGAUCCCGCCAUCCUACCGGCGGCGAUGGCGGGCGGUGUGCAAGUGCAGGCGACAGCGGCAGGGUGGGACGCCGCGUAUGCCGCCAUCCCGCAGCAGUAUGUGGCGGCCGGACAGCCACAGCAAACCAUCGUGUACCAGGCACAAGCCGUUCCGCAGCAGCAGCCGGCGUACACCGCCGCUACGCAGUUUGCUCAGCAGCAGUCCGUACAGGCCACGUAUGUGCAGACGGGAGCAGGCUACGUGCAGCAAGGCCAGCAAUACUACCCCGCCACGGCCCAGCCUGUGGUGCAGGCUGCCCCGGGGGCGCCAGCCGUCGCCGUGGCUUACCAGCAGCCCAUCGUCAUGGAGACCGUUCAGCAGCCGACCCAGACAGCGAUGAUAGCCACGUGCAACGUCAUGGAGCUGCCGCCGCCGUCCCCACCCAAGCCCAAGGUCAUCAGCCUGCCGCCAAACUGGAGGACGGCCACCGACCAGGAGGGCAAGAUCUACUACUACCACGUGGUGUCGCGGGUGACCCAGUGGGACCCGCCGGCAUGGGAGGGCGACUCGGACGAGGUGGGUGGUGACCGCGAGUCGGAGAUGGACUUGGGGACGCCCACGUACGACGAGACACCUACCAAGGCAUCAAAGAAGCCCAAGACUGCAGAAGCAGAUACGUCCAGCGAGCUGGCCAAGAAAAACAAGGAGACCUUCAGGAAGGAGCUGUCUCAACUUAUCGUGCACUGCCUCAAUGCAUUCCGCAAGCCGGACUGUAAAAUAGGAAAAAUCACAAAUACCGAAGAUUUCAAGUAUCUGGCCCGCAAGCUCACCCAUGGUGUCAUGAGCAAGGAGAUGAAGUUGUGUCGAAACCCAGAGGACUUGGAGUGCAAUGAGAACGUGAAACACAAGACAAAGGAGUACAUAAAGAAGUACAUGACCAAGUUUGGGGCCGUGUACAAGCCGAAGGAUGAACCUGCUGACCCCGAGUGAUAGCGCGCUCUCAUUUUUCAACAAUAUCAACCGGUUGUCAGUAGGGUUUGGUUGGAUCGUGAAGAGCAAUUAAUUUCCCCCAUGCUCUUUUAAUCACUAGGUGCGCAAGGGUUUUAACUUGAGGUUUCUUCAUGUCAAUUCCUUUUUUUUUUUGUUACAGGGUUAAUGUACAUUGUGUACAGGUGCAAGUCCCCAGCAGCAGCAUUGUAACUGUAGAUAGGAAGCCCUUGCACAUACGCUGUAAAAUAAAUGCAAUUUUAACAUCUGGUUUGUAAUAAGAAAAAUAUUUUUACAAAUUAUAUCCUUGGAUUUCUAAAGAGAAUCCUUUUUACUGUAAAGUAGCACGCAGCGAGCACUACGGCGGCGUGUCGGUAACAAGAAGGCCGUAUGUGUCCGGUAAGCGUACGGCAAAACCGCGCCUGUCCGUUUGUGGUGCUUGCCCGGGAUUGGAUAUCGGGGGCUCCUCAGUAUUUCACUGUCUUUAAAGGAUUUCUUAAUAGGCACUGUUCCCAUUUGCCUGCAGCGUGUAGCUUACGGAGAGCAUUGUUAAUUACACAGGGGGUGGAUAAGUGUACAGAUAACAGAACCAUGUGUCAAUUAGGAACAUUUCCACCAAACACUAAAUGGUGUGUUGAAGGAAAUUUUUGUAUUUCAAUGCGCACAUUUUUUUGUAAAUUAAUAGGCCGUAUAACGUACCCGCUUUGGCAGGCUUAACCAUCACAUGACGCUUGUAGUAUAAUUCUGAUGCAUCCGUAUAUAUGACGUGACUGAGAAAAAUAAUUUUUAUUCAAUCAGGUAUCCAUGAGAUUUUAUUUAAGAUCUACAAGUUUUAAACUUAGGAAGCAUUUUAACUCAGUAAUUCGUGCAAACAUAUAAACACAUUCCUUGGCAUUUUUGUUUGGGAAGUAAAAUUAAUGUAAGUUAUUUUACUGGUUAAUCCUGCUUAGACUUGGUGCUGAAAAAGGUGAACUGUUAGGUGUUUUUGUAAUGGAUUGUAAUAUUAUUUUUCAACUGGCCUGUGAUUUGUACAAAACCUUGAUGUAAUAAGAUUUAAAUAAAAGGUUUGGGGCUCUGUCUUAAUAGCCCAGUGUAUCGUAUUGAAUCUGGGAAGUGGGGACCUCAAUUCGGAGCCAGGCAGGAGUGUAAUGCCACGUUUCCACGACCACUUGGAAGAGUGCUGGCUCAGUUUGCAAACUGGGCUCGCUGGUUCGGCCCCAAUUCUUACAGCAGCCCAACUGAGCCAACCCAACGCCAAGAAGGCUUAGUAAGUGUGUUCACGAGUCAAUGUUGAUCAGAAAGCAGCACAUAAGAGGCCAACGUGACAAUGAGACUUGCAUUCAAUGGCAUACCUUCAACUUUAGGGCUGUGUUUUUGUUAAAAACAGCCUGGCAGAAAUUUACCAAAAUAUAUAUUGGCUUGGGAUAGACUUAAUGCAGCUUAACAUUUUUUUAAAGAUCAGAUCCAGUUGCAGGAGGCCGAGAGGGGGAUGAUGCAUGCCUGGCUUGCAGGGCCGCGUUUGUGGAGCUUCACAGCUCAUAACGUGGAGAGCCCUAAUCUGUGUCGUGCUGUUAAUCCCAGAGCAGGAAAAUGGACUGUUACUGGACAAUGUCCAGCACGCUUACUAAUAACGUUGUGGAAAUGUGGCAUAAGAAUAACAACUACCUUUGCGAGUGUUUGUAGUGCAUGGUGAUUUUUUUUCAAUACAUUUUCAUUUGUCAAAUCAUAAUGGGUGCUACCACAGGAAACAAUUCGAUAACAUCAAAUGGUACUGAAUUUUGGAAAAUUUUAGACCCUAAAAGAUAUGAGAGAUGAUUUUUUUUACGCUUGAUGUUGGAUUUAUUCCAAUGAAAUGUAGAACAUUGUAAAUUUUGCUUGCUUUUCAAUUUUUUCGGUUUGCCGAGAAAACCAUAUCAAUUUGGCAUGUCUGCCCACGUGACAAUUUGAUUUUGAUUGGCUCUUUCGGAUGAUUGGCUCAGAUCAGGAUUAACAGUAAAACAAAAUCACAUACCUACACAUGAUGUAACCCAAAAUAAAUAAACCCCGAGUCAUAAUAUUGGCCAUGAAAGCCUUCGUAUAAAAUGAGAUGAGCGUUGAGUCAAUAUGUCUAAUUGCAACGAUGUGCAUGGCCACUUUUGAAGACAGCGUUAUGGCCGGUCUUUUGGCACCUUGUGGUGGAUGGGAGGUGGAUUGUUAUUGGUGGAUGGAUGAGCACGUUGGGUUUUGAUUGAUGAAAGAAAAUGGCAUUCCAUGCUUGAUAGCUAACUGAAAAGAUUCACUUGUUUCCACCAUCUGGCCACAUGUGAACAACUUAAUGAUGUUAUUUUUAAUUGAUUUAUUUUGGGUCCUAUCGCAUAAAUAAAAAAAUGUCGUUAAAACCUCCUCCACCCGACAAGUCAAUACAGUUGUCACGUGUGAACAAACAUGUCAAUUUACUACCAGUUCUCAUUUAAAUGUCAGAUUGCUCUCCAACACUCGGUGUGCUGAAGCAGUAAUACAUUUGCACGUUAAAGUGACAAUUGUAUUAAUUGGCUGUGUUGGGUGGAGGAGGGUUUACGAUACUUUAUUCAUGCAACCCGACCCAAAGCAAUAUUGGUCGCGAAAGCCUACGUGUUAAACUAAAUUUUGUGUUUAAAGAGGAAUAAGGUGAUUUGUUUUUCCUGAUAAUUACGUUUUGAAAUUUGUCCAGUUUUCACAGAAGAUAUAUAUUAUUAUUACAUGAAACAUACGUUUAACAAAUUGAAUGUGUGUGCGUGUGUUUUGAAUCAAAUAUGAAAGACAAAAAAAUAAAACAUCAGGAAGAAUUUCAAA